AUGGACGACGACUCUUUCGGUCCCCGGCUUCUUGGCCACUUUGACUUUACCCUGCUCUUUGAGCAUACUAUGCUCCAUAUCCUGCCGGGGUCCAUCGUCAUCUUCGCGACGCCUUUAUACAUCUACACGCUCGUCAACGCCACCGCCAUAGUUCGAUCUGGCUACUUGCUAUGGAUCAAGCUUGCGGCUGCCAUCGCCUUGGUGGCCCUACAGGUUGCCAACGCCGUUCUUUGGCCGUCACCCUCUCUGGAGUCUCAGGUCGCCCAGGCUGCCGCGAUUAUUGCCUGUAUCAGCACUGUAUGCAUGGCCACCAUGGUUGUUGUUGGCCACCGCUUCUUUCUCCGACCCCCGUCCUUCCUUGGCUUGGCUUUGACUGUGACUGCCAUCUUUGAUGUCUGUACUACGUGGACAUAUUUCCAUCGAAGUAGCCUCGAAACAAUUGCCCGACUCCACGUCCCUCUCCCUGUUCUGAAGCUUCUUCUUAUCUGCCUCGAGGAAGUCUCCAAGCGAUCGUUGAUCCGUCCCGAAGCCCUGCGAUCAUCUUUGGGUCAGGAGGCCUUUGCUGGUUUUUGGAACAGGUCUUUGCUGUUCUGGGUCAACCCCCUCCUCACGUUUGGCUUCCGUCGGGAGAUCACAAUGGACCUUCUUCCAGGCGUCGGGCCGCAUCUCGAAGCAGGAUCACUCUACAGAAACUUUCGACGCCGCUGGGACAAGACUAACAAUACGGUAUCCAAAUUCGCCCUCGUCAAAGCCUGCAUUGGCACCGUGCCCUGGCCAUUCUUGUACAUUAUCCUACCACGGCUACUCUUCAUCGGCUUUAACUUUGCACAGCCAUUCCUGUUGCAGGAUGUCGUCACCACCGUUGCGUCCGACUCGGAAACGCCCAUCGAUAUUGUACGGGGACUCAUCCUCGCCACGACAGCCAUUUACGUGGGCAAAGCCGUCUCCAAAUCCUGGUACAUUCACCUGCGAAACCAAAUCAUGGUCAGCGUCAGGGGUAUUCUCAUCUCGGCCAUCUAUCACAAGUCGCUCACCCUGCCUGCCGACGAGCUGGCCGAUUCCGCCGCCAUCACUCUCAUGACCGCAGAUGUUGCUGGUGUAGGACAGCUGAUUUCGCUCUCAUACGAGAGUUGGGCGCGAGUACUCGAGAUGGGUCUCGGUAUCGGGAUAUUGGCUGCUUUUGUCGGCGCUGCCACCCUCUUUACCAUCAUUCCCACCGUCAUCACCAGUGUUGCCUCUGCGCACGUUGCGCGUCGCAUGAUGACAACCCGCAAGAACUGGAACGAGCAUAUGCAGGACCGAGUCGCGGAGACGUCAAACAUCCUGGCCCAAAUAAAGGAUAUCAAAAUGCUGGGCCUGAAUUCCGUUUUGGCCGAUCGCCUCCAGAAACAGUUCGAAAACGAGGUCAAGGUAUCCAUGGCCACUCGCCAACAAUUCGCUGCGAUUUUCGGAAUUUCCGAUUUCGCGCAGUCCAUGACGCCUGUUCUUGUUGUCGCCGGUACCAUCUUCUGGACAAGAGCGGGCGAGCCCAUCUCGGUCUCCCGCUUCUUCACAACACUUGCUGUUGUCACGCUCAUCUCCAAUCCUCUCUCCUCAUUUGUCCACAGUUUCGGCGAAUGGUCGACCGGCUUUGCUUGCCUCGCGCGCAUACAAAAGUACCUCAAUAUGACAGAAACGGAGGAUACUCGGCAGUUUGCCAUGCCGACUUCGGGGGUCACCGACAACAGCCCGUUGCCUGGCGCCGUCUCGCAGGCCUCAUCGAACCUGCGUAGUCGUCGGAGAGUUCCAGCUACUGUUGUGCCAUUUGCCCUCCAGAUGGUCCGUGUUUCAGUUGCCACGGAAUCAUCAGGCUCUAUCCUCGACGACGUCUCCCUCGAUGUCUCUUUCGGCACCGUUGCAAUGGUCUGUGGCCCCGUCGGCUGCGGCAAGUCGACUCUCCUCAGGACUCUGCUAGGUGAGGCUCCCAUUCGAUGUGGCGAGGUAACACUCGCGUCGCUCUCCAUCGCGUACUGUGCCCAGGUACCUUGGAUACAGAAUAUGACCAUCCAAAACAGUAUUCUGUGUGGCCGACCAUAUAAUGCGACACUGUAUCGACAGGUCUUAUAUAUUUGCGACUUGAAUGACGAUCUAGCUCGCCUAUCAGCCCGCGAACAAACACUAUGCGGUAGUGAAGGCAGCAACCUGAGCGGAGGACAGAAGCAGAGGAUUUCUCUUGCGCGGGCCCUGUACAGUCAGGCAGAGCUGCUCAUUUUGGAUGACCCUUUCAGCGCUCUAGACAGCCAAACGUCGUCUACCAUUCGCUACCGUCUCUUCUCCGAGAGCGACUACCUGGCAAACAACAUGACCACAAUCGUCAUGACGACCAGCAUGAGACAGCAUCUCGUCGAUGCAGAUACGAUUUACAGAAUGGAGGGUCGCGGACGGGUGGAACAGAGAACCUUGGAGCAAAUCCAGUCCGAGGCAGAGCCACAGUCACGAGCGCACUUGAAGCGGUCGACCAGCGAAAGCAACAGUGAUGGCGGCUCUACUGUAAACCCAGCCAAGACGGACUCUGAGCCCCCCGAAGUCAAGCCUGCAGCGAGCAGCAGCUCCGCGCGCGACAACCUUUCGAGGAGGAACUCUGGAGACUUUACGCUGUACAAGUACUUCCUCAGACCAGCCGGUUUCUGGUGCGUCUUGGUCUGGCUGGUGGCCGUCGGUAUUGCGGCUGUUUCCGAGAGGAUGCCGCAGAUUUAUGCGCGCCUGUGGCUCGAUCGCGACGCUGAUAAUCUUUUGUACUACAUUGGCUAUGCCGGGCUGGGCCUUGUUGCGCCCGUCUUGUCCUUCCUGGCGGCCUUUGCGUUCUUCCACUUGGUCAACCUCAAGUCGGCGCCCUCAUUGCACUGGGUUCUUCUGGAUUCUACCAACGGAGCCACCUUUGAGUUCCUGGCUGAGCAAGAUGCCGGUGCUUUGCUCAACAGGUUCAGCCAGGACAUUUCCAUGGCGACUCAAGAACUGCCCAUGGCUAUAAUGCCGACUGUCUGGGGGUUCGUGUCCAUGUUCAUUGAUGUGAGCAUAAUUUCUUCCGGGGCUACCUACGCCGCCCCCAUCAUCCCAUUCUUCCUUCUAGUCUUGUUCUUGAUCCAGCACUUUUACUUGCGCACUUCUCGACAACUUAGAAUUCUCGAGCUCGAUAGCUCCAAAAACCUCGUGCGGCACUCGACCGAGAGCGCAACCGGUGUUGAGCACAUCCGUGCCCUUCAGCUGGAAGAAGACUUCGUCGGGCAAUUCUACCUCAUGCUGGAUGAGGCACAGAAGCCUGUGUAUUUCCUGUAUGCCAUUCAGCAGUGGCUUACAUCUGCCAUGGACUUUGUUACGGCUACGGCGGCUGUUUGUGUCGUCAGCCUGGCGCUCAACUUCAAAAAGUCAACGUCGGCCACGGCAAUGGGCCUGGCUCUGCUGGGUCUGAUCUCCUUUAGCGACUUUACUGCCCAGACAAUUCGUUUCUUUGUCGCCAUGGAAAAUACCUUUGGCGCGGUUGCUCGUAUCAGGGACUUUGCUGGAACAACACCCAAGGAGAGGGAUGAAGGCGUUGAGGAGGUGCCAGAGCAGUGGCCCUCAUCGGGUAGGCUCGACUUGAACUGUGUCGGCGCCGUGUACAAGGCGGAUACCGAGAAGCCGCACGUUGCCCUUGAAAAUAUCACCGUGAGCAUCAAGCCCGGUCAAACGGUUGGACUGGUAGGUCGAACUGGAAGCGGCAAAACAUCUGUGAUGCUGGCCUUGCUUCACUUGCUCGAGUAUACCGGCAGCAUCCGCAUUGACGGCCGAGAAGUGCGAAGCAUCCCUCGCAGUGCACUUCGGAACCACAUCACCACCAUUACGCAAGAUGGUCUCGAGCUGCGUGCAUCCGUCCGGUUCAACAUGGACCCUCUAGAGUUCUCGUCGCGUCCGGGAAACUUUCCCACCGACGACACGCUGGCCGGGAUCCUGCGGCGCGUCGGGCUCUGGGACCACGUCGUCGGACACGGCGGCCUCGAGGCGUCGAUGCGCGCCAUGAAGUUCUCGGUCGGGCAGAAGCAGCUUUUUCAGCUCGCGCGCGCCAUGCUGCACAGACAGGUGACGAGGUCGAGGCUGGUCCUGAUCGACGAAGUGACGGCCAGCAUGGACGAGGAGACGGAGGCGCGCAUGUUUCACCUGAUGAAGGAGGCCUUUGCAGGGUGCACGAAGGUGGUCAUCAGUCACCGACAGGCGUUGCUUGCGGAUGCGGAUGUAGUGUUGAGUAUGGAUGGUGGGAGGGGAGAGGUGUACCGGCCGUUGUAA
Molecule: messenger RNA, 4299 nt
Organism: Cordyceps fumosorosea ARSEF 2679
Lineage: Eukaryota; Fungi; Ascomycota; Sordariomycetes; Hypocreales; Cordycipitaceae
Product: ABC transporter, transmembrane domain, type 1
Exons: 1
Coding region: 1-4299 (1432 amino acids)
Biological process (GO): transmembrane transport
Cellular component (GO): membrane
Molecular function (GO): ATP hydrolysis activity; ATP binding; ABC-type transporter activity
Source: RefSeq, a predicted model, not a curated record